Messenger RNA from Mizuhopecten yessoensis (Yesso scallop), 8046 nucleotides. RefSeq names its product beta-1-syntrophin-like. The coding region runs from base 1 to 1479 and encodes 492 amino acids. Gene Ontology annotation, molecular function: protein binding; structural molecule activity. The record is from RefSeq and is a predicted model, not a curated record. NCBI's taxonomy places the organism in Eukaryota, Metazoa, Mollusca, Bivalvia, Pectinida, Pectinidae. Gene Ontology annotation, cellular component: intracellular anatomical structure; dystrophin-associated glycoprotein complex. The transcript has 6 exons.
AUGGUAGUCAAAAUGGCGGCUGGACUACCUCGGUCGGGGCUAUUCGAGGUGUAUAUUCGACAGCAGUGGUGUAAGGUAUUCGUGACGUUAAACGAGGAUUCUUUAACGCUAGCGUUAGAUGAAAAUCCAGAAAACCAAUCUAGUGUCACUAAUAACACGGAUACAGCUCGCACAAACGGAAGUACGACAAACCAAGAGAAACUACCAGAGAGCAUCACCGGCCAAAAGCGUCUCGUCCGAGUUGUGAAAGAGGAACAAAAUGGAUUGGGGAUCAGUAUCAAGGGUGGUAAGGAAAACAAAAUGCCUAUCCUCAUCAGUAAAAUAUUUAAAGGUAUGGCAGCGGACAAAACUGAGAAACUCUACGUCGGGGAUGCUAUUAUGUCUGUCAACGGUGAAGAUCUAAGGGAGGCAACUCAUGAUGAUGCUGUCAAAGCUCUCAAGAAGGCUAAGAAGGUCGUCGAAAUUGAAGUGAAGUAUAUACGUGAGGUGAGCCCUUACAUUCGAAAGUCCUCUGCUCUCAAUGAACUGGGCUGGGGGAGUCAAGAGGCACAGCGAGAUGCAGCAAAAGCGAACUGGACCGAGUCAAAGGCUAUUCCUCUCCGGCUUUGUUACCUCUGUCGCAAUCUCAGCAUGUCAGACCCGGAAAAACGCACAUUGGAGUUACAUUCUCCUGAUGGAAAGAGCUCGUGUAUUUUACGAUUUCCAGACCUGGCCACUGCCAGUGAUUGGUUCAGUGCUAUCCACUCCAAUGUGAACUUGCUAAUGUCCCAGUGUAUUGUGGAAGCCAACCAUGUGAUGAGUUCAGCCCCCAACUCUCGGGAAGUGCGGCACAUAGGUUGGCUCUCUGAACAGCUGCUGAACGAGCAGGGGAACCCCACCUGGAAACCUGUGUUUAUAGCCCUGACAGAUAAGGAUGCACUGCUGUACGAUACUGCUCCCUGGAGUAAAGAAGAAUGGGCCACACCCUUCCAGAGUCAUCCCUUAUUAGCAACUAGACUUGUCCACUCAAACAACCAUGCUACACCUCAAACAGGAAGUGAAAUAAUGACUUUCGGAACAAGGACAGGGACACGGAAUGGGGUGGAAAUUCAUGUGUUUCGAGUGGAGACUCAACGAGACCUUGCCUACUGGUCAAGAGCUUUUGUACAGGGGUCCCAUGGAGCCGCAGCCCUCAUCAAAGAGGUCACAUGUGCCGUGGGAUGGCAAGGUCAGGAGUGCAAACUCACACUCCACUACGACCAGGGAUUUGCACUUACGAGUGCCAAACCUCGAGACAGCUCCGAAAAAGUAAACGUUUUGUGGUCCUACCCAUAUGACAAGUUGAGGAUGUCGGCUGACGACGGACAGAGGCUCAUGUGGCUAGACUUUGGGGAGGAGGGAGAGCAGGAACUCGACCUGAGAACUUGUCCAAAGCCGAUGGUGUUCGUUCUCCACACUUUUCUGUCUUCCAAGGUCAACAGACUGGGCCUUGUGGCAUGACCUCUGAUCCCUAAUCCCAGUCAUCAAGUCAACAGUGUUGCCAUGGAAAUGUGUUAUUUGAGUAAAUUUGACUUUGUCGCAAUGAAUAUCAUUUGAAUUAGCAAAGUAACCUUUACCAUGGUAACACCAAACAAGAAUUGGUGGGUAGACAAGGAAAUAGCUGUGAUGUCACGAUAACAUCGAAAAACACUUAGGAUAACUCAAGUGCUUUGAUUGGCAGGAACUGCGUGAUCGUUCUACGAUGUCACUUCCUGCGUUUUCGGAAACAACAGAGUGUUGGCAUGGCAAUACUAAAAGAUCAUAAACUACAAAUCACAGAGUGCAUUACAUAGUUUUACAUAUUAUAUGGAUUUGUUUUAAAUUGGAUAAAAAAGGAACUUGGGUAAUACCAGUGUCGACUGGUAUUUUCAUGGGUCAUUGGUAUAAGGGAGAGUAUAUGAGUGUUUCAUUGUGUAACAUGAGAGUGUCUGUUUAUAAUAAUUGAAGAUGUUGUCUGCUAACUUUACUGUCGUACAUCUAUUGCUAACACUGUGUUGUACAGGAACACUGCUACGUUGCCACAUUAGGUUGAUAUGGAUAGGAGGUUGCUAUACCUGUGAUAUGUACAGACCCUCCGUAUGUAAUUGACCCCUUCGCACUAAUACCCCUCCCAUUGUGUGUAUGUAUAUACCAUUGUACCACCUGUAGCAUUAGCCCAGUGUGGUCUAGAAUUUUGUGGUGUAUUUAGUCAAUUCCUGACAAAUCCUCGAAAUUAGCAUCACAGUUUUUGGUCCCAUUUACCCAGCAUAUUAAAUUAUAAACUUCUAGGCCAGUUAACACAAGUUUAUUAAUUUAUUUUUGUUUGAAUGGGUGUCAAUGCUCUACAAAAUACUCCUCAGGUUUUACUUAGUAAAUUCAUAAUUAUUGAAACAAGCUUUAAUUAAAUGUCCUGAUUAUUGAAACAAGCUGAAAUGCUGUCUUUGUAAAAUUUCCUGCAGAAUUUCUAUACAGACAGCCAUUCUCCAUCAGCAUUGUUAAGAAAUUAUUUCAAUAUUGUCUACAUAUAAAAUGUCUUUAUACAGAGCUGCUACUAGAACGGGUAUUUGUUAUGGCACUAUUUCAUUAAAAAAAUGAAUAUAUCUGAAACAUUCUUGAAUUGAUGUAGUUUUAACAUAUGCCUGUUUUUAGACCUUUUAUAAAAAGUCCACAUGUGUACAGUUUAACCACAUGUGUACAGUUUAACCACAUGUGUACAGUUAAACCACAUAUGUACAGUUUAUCCACAUGUGUACAGUUUAACCACAUGUGUUUAACCACAUGUGUACAGUUUAACCACAUGUGUCCAGUUUAACCACAUGUGUACAGUUUAAUCACAUGUGUUUAACCACAUGUGUACAGUUUGACCACAUGUGUCCAGUUUAACCACAUGUGUCCAGUUUAACCAAACUUAAGUCUUCAUUCUGUUGUUCUUUCCCACUGUACUGGGCAUCAAUGCCUUUGUUAAUUGAUCUUAGUUCGACUCAAGCUUUUUAUAAAUUCAGCUUUAUAUGUAGCUAUGAUAGACUUUUUUUGAUAGUUGUGAAAAAGUGCAGUGAACCUAUAGCCUGGGGUUAAGUCUUGAGGAAAGUUGCCCAACCAAAAAUGUUCAAAUCGGAUUAAUUAAUGGGAAUUUAAAUAUGAGAUAUACAGUUGUAACUUAUAUCAUUAUUUAAAGCUGUGGACACAUUCACUGAUAUCCUCCUAACUCCAUGGGGUUUCUUGUACGUCUAUCUGUUACAUGUGUAUUUAUAGAUGUAUUACAACUUACUACUACUUAAACUACAUUACAUCUUCUUGCUCUCAUGAAUUGUAUAUUACAAAGCAAUACCGGAAUUUGUUCAGGGAUUUUAUGUCGUAUUUUGUUUAAGAUAUUUUGUAUUAUGUCAUAGUAUGUUUAUAGUGUGAAAUGAUUUGUAUUUUACAAUUGAAUGAUUUAUGGUAGUACAUUGUGAAUGGUUUUGUUCAAUUUAGCCUCCCGGCCUAUAUAAUAUCUCCGUGCUGUAAAAGCUAGUAAUAUCGAUGCAAAUAAUCCACAAAAGUUGGUUUUACGGAGGCAACUAUUUCCUGGACUGGACAUGACGUAUACCACUGUAUAUUUCCUGGACUGGACAUGACGUAUACCACUUUAUAUUUCCUUUUUAAUUAACUCAAUAAUUUGAGAAAAAAUGUAAUCCUGCAAUUUAUAAUCUGGAUUGGUGAUGCUUUAAUGUAUAUCAAUCCUGUCAGUUUAUACGUAUCUUACAUUUACUGAUGUUGGUUUACAAGAUUUUAGAAUAUAUUAUCUUUUAUUUUUUUUUAUAAUUCCGUGAUGAUGCUACAAUGCAAGAACAUUCUAAACCUGGUGUUUUCAUAGUUCUUGUUUUUUUUCAAAAUACAAAUGACGAGAGUUUCUAUAAAGCUUUGUAAACUAUCCAGUUUUGAAAAUCUUAAUAAAGAAAUUUUAGCUUAUUGAUCAUUGAUUGAUCCAGGAUUUAAUCAAGAGCAAAAUAUUGAUCUGAGACAUGUGUUGAUAUAGUUGCUCUAGGUUGUUGCAAUAUGAAAUCAUGGAUUAAAAAAUGUGAACAUGCUACAAUUGUAAAAUAAAAUACAAUACAUGCUAGUGUACAUGGACUACUUACACUUUUCUUGCCAAAUGUGUUUUGAUAUUCUUUAUAAAGGUAUUAUAGAACCUGUUCAGAGGUAAACAAUUGUUCUGUUUUGCACAAUAUCUAAAAUAAAAGUGUUUGAUUUAAGAUACAUGUGUAUUGACUAAAUUGAAAUAAGUUGAAUGGGAGCUUUUAUAGCUUUACAUAGAGAAUAGAGAGAAAAGAGGAGAAAAUAGAACUAAAUCGGUAUUUGUGGUUCUCAAGGUAAAUGUCAUGAUGAUAAUAUGUAAUGCUACAAAAUCUGUCCAUUGUCAACUUUUCAUAUUUUCAACUUCUUCUUCAGAACAAAUAAGUCUAAGGUCAUGACAUAGGCAUGUAACUUGCUGGUAUACGUAUGAAGUGCUAUCAACAUUCUUUAGUAGACCAAAGAUCCACUUCAAGAUCACAGGUACCAAACCUGUAACAACUUCCUCUAUUAAAAGAGCAAUAAGCCAUACAGUGCUGUCAGGUUUGUUCAUAUAAAUGUCAUGACUUGUUAAGUCACCUUGAUCAAAAGAUUAAAACAAAUAUAUACUUUUCUGAAAAACUAUUAUGAUAUCUAGCCUUUUACUUGUGUAUGCUGUAUAAUAGGAAUAGGUGUAUACAACACAUUUGUAGUAAUUAUCUUCGUCAUACAAGCUACUCAUUGUUAAUUUGAAAUUUACGGAUACAAACCUAAAUUGUAUCAAGUGAGCUACCAAGGUCAUAGUACUCUAGUUAACUUUUAAACACUAUCUAUGUUAUGCCAGGAAAAGGUACAUAAAAUAAUAAACUGUUAUAGAGGAACCUGGUGUAUUACCAUAUAGAAAACACUGAUAGUCAUAAAAUAAUAAACUGUUAUAGAGGAACCUGGUGUAAUACAAUAUAGAAAACACUGAUAGUCAUAAAAUAAUAAACUGUUAUAGAGGAACCUGGUGUAAUACAAUAUAGAAAACACUGAUAGUCAUAAAAUAAUAAACUGUUAUAGAGGAACCUGGUGUAAUACAAUAUAGAAAACACUGAUAGUCAUAAAAUAAUAAACUGUUAUAGAGGAACCUGGUGUAAUACAAUAUAGAAAACACUGAUAGUCAUAAAAUAAUAAACUGUUAUAGAGGAACCUGGUGUAAUACAAUAUAGAAAACACUGAUAGUCAUAAAAUAAUAAACUGUUAUAGAGGAACCUGGUGUAAUACAAUAUAGAAAACACUGAUAGUCAUAAAUAAAGUUAAUCACUUAUACAUCAGUAAGCAAUCCAAAUUCAUUUACAUGGCACAUUUUUAAUGCAGUGCUUUUUAAAAAAUCAAUAUGUCCUUACAAUUUCUCAAUUAGAGGUUCUGCAUACUCUUUAUCGGUCAUAUAUACAUUUUUGUUAAGUGUAAUAUUGGUAAACAACAUGGAUUUGUGUGCUGUCAUUUGAUUUUCAUUCAAAUAAGUCCCGAAUGCAAAUUGUUAUAUCUCAAUUUACUCUAAACAUCAUAAGUCAGGUCUUUAAAACAUGACCAUUUUCUUAAAUCUUUUUCAAAUAAUUUUCAGUUUAACUCGGUAUCCAGAUAACUUGAGUGUACAUACUGUACAUAUGAUCACUGGUAAAAGUUUCCUUACUCAAGUUGAUCUAUUACCUGCCAUUUUGCAGGUUUUUAGUUUCGCACCAUAUUUAAGUUACUGUCAAAGCAUUAUUUCUAUUCUAGCAGAAGGAAUUUUAAUGCUGUGUAGAAUAGAUACCUUUAGAUAUAUUUGUACAUUGUACGGUUUUGUUUGUUUGUCAUUUGUGAAAAAAUAAUCAUUAUUCUAUUCUUUAUUGUUGUGAUAGUAUGCACAUUUUCCUUUAUCAUGAUUUAUGCAAAAUAAGACACAAGAGAAGGAUGUUCUGGUAGUCUUAUCUAUAAAUUGAACUCACUCUCAUAUCAUUUACAUGAUGGAAUUACUCCAGAAUAUCAAAGAAUCCUAUACUUGUAGAUACACGAUACGUUGUUAUAUAUAUAUUGUAAAGUACAUGGUGUCAUCUGCUUUAUCCUGCUUGUUGGUUUUAUGAAGCAAUGCUGUAAAUAUUCUAUGUUGAUCAAGUAUGCUGUGCCUUUUUGUGUACAAAUCAUAAGAAUGUGUUCAUGUCAUGCACUUCUUCCACAGGUUGUCUCCCUUCAAAGCUAUUUAUCUCCCUUAGUUGAAAAUCUCAAAAACUUUGUUGUUCAAGUCACCAUAUGCUACACAAUUAGAAUAUUUCGUUGUGAUGGAAGGUUUACUUAGGAACCAAAUAUGUUUUGGCUCACAAAAAACCAAAGUAGAAGCUACUGUGUGCAAGUUCAUUGCCAAUUUAGAUUGGAUACUCCCAAUUUCAGACACAGUCUCCCAAUCAUAUUGCUUCUGUUUCUGUUUUGAAUGUGGGAAAGUAUAUAUAUGGAAGAUUUUUUUUACAUCAGAGUUGUAACUUAAAUGGCAUCAAAUGUUCUUUUCCUAUUUCAUUUUGGCUAACACUGUAUUUGCAAUCAGUCAGUGGUGUACAACAAAACACAGGUUACUGUAGUGUUUUUCAGUUAAUAGUUGGUUACUGCAGGCAUUUUUCUGUUAUAUUUCAAAAGUCUUCAUCUUUCAAGAUUGAUUUAUGAUCAUCUGAAAGUCAACAAUUAUUAUCAGAUAACCUUUUCAUAUGAGCCCUGAUAAUAAAUUAUUGAGAGGAAUAAUAUUAAGUUAGUCAAGUUAUUUUUAUGAAUGCAUAUGUAUACCUGUUGAUUCAUAAACCAUUACAGCUGUUUGUCUUCAUCAUUACAGAAAUAUGCUGGUUAACCUAUAGAAGAUGAUGUGAAUAACAGAAAUUACAGGAUAACAUUUCUACUGUAACGUCUACCAAGCUGUGUUCUUGGCCAGACACCACGUUUUAUCACAAAUAAACUUUAAUUAUACCCUCAAGUCUGGUAGAAUUUCCACAUCCCUAAUACAUACCAAUGAUAAACUCCUUCAAUGUUUGUUAUAGCUUUUCAAUUACAACAUACUCUUGAAACUGACAAACUUAUUUAAACUUCAUGACCUGAUGAGAAACUUCUAUUUACCUGAUUUUAUCUGUGAUAAACCUAGGGGAGCCUUAGUCAUAAGACAAAGGAAGGAUUUUAGGUAUUUUUAUUUUAGUGAGUUAAACAGUUUUUAAAAUUAGUCUGAGCUAAAUGUAACAUUUUGGACAAGUUUUUAUAAACCUCACAUGACUAAUGUGUAUUUGAUUUUUUUACCUGACCAUUAUGAAGUUUUCGAUGACGCCAUUUUACAUGUGACACUAUAUGUGACCAUCAUCUGUGAUGUCACAAUUGAAAGGUCAUAUUACACUACAUGACAGAAAUAUUUUCACUGCAUAAGAAGUAACAUGAUAACAAAAAAGUGGCUGGUUUUAAGCCUUAAAAAUGACGUCUAUGUACAUUUCUGUAGCAUUCUAUAAUCUGUAUUAUCUAUUAUCUAAUCAGAGCAUGUCAGCUUCAUCCAAAAGAUAGAUUUAUCACAGGUAAAAAUGGUAUGCAUUUCAGGCGAUAUUUUGAAGACUGGACUGUUAAAUAGUUUUACUAGACAAAGAUAGAGAGGAAUACAACAUGACAUUAGGGGGAUAGUUUUACUAGAAAAAGAUAGAGAGGAAUACAACAUGACAUCAGGGUGAUAGUUUUACUAGACAAAGAUAGAAAGGAAUACAACAUGACAUUAGGGUGAUAGUUUUACUAGACAAAGAUAGAGAGGAAUACAACAUGACAUUAGGGGAUAGUUUUACUAGACACAGAUAGAGAGGAAUACAACAUGACAUUAGGGGGAUAGUUUUACUAGAAAAAGAUAGAGAGGAAUACAACAUGACAUCAGGGUGAUAGUUUUAUUAGACAAAGAUAGAAAGGAAUACAACAUGACAUUAGGGAGAUAGUUUUACUAGACAAAGAUAGAGAGGAAUGCAACGUGACAUUAGGGUGAUAGUUUAACUAUAC